CCAAUGAAGAACAAGAUCCAAGAUAGGUAAGUGCAGAAAUGGUCGCCACCGCAGACGAUAAAAAGAUCGGCGGCCAAAAUAAAGCAUCUCUUCCCGUCUCCACAGUCCGCCAUUGAAGCCUCUCUGUUAUUAUCUCCAGAUCUUCCCUUUUCCCCCUUUUAAACCGCCAUUAAAAUGCUUUCUUCCCGCAUUAAUCUCCCACCAACCCCACUUUCCACCAACCCCACCUCCCCUUUUCCCCGCUUUUCCCCAAAUCUCCUCCCAUCCGUCCGAUCUAAACCCUCCGAUCGCCACCGAUUCUCCACCUCCGCCGCCAUUAAUGGCGUCUCUUCAAAACUCACAUCUCUAAUUUUCAACCCAAUCCCCAAAUCGAGCCUAUUCUGCAAAAAUCCCGUGGACCGAUUUAGGGUUUUCCCUUCAAAACCUAACCUCCAUGUCCCCGCCGCUGCCGCGGCGGACGGCGGCGAUACGACCGCUGAUUCCGCCAGAAGCAAAACGUUUCAACUCGCCGUCGUGUUUGGGCUAUGGUAUUUCCAGAACAUCGUAUUCAAUAUCUACAACAAGAAGGUUCUCAACGUUUUCUCAUUUCCAUGGCUUCUCGCUUCGUUUCAGCUCUUUACUGGAUCGAUUUGGAUGCUUGUUCUUUGGUCAUUGAAGCUUCAACCAUGCCCUAAAAUUUCAAAGCCGUUCAUAAUGGCUCUCCUCGGCCCCGCUUUAUUCCACACAAUCGGCCAUAUCUCCGCCUGCGUUUCGUUCUCAAAAGUCGCUGUUUCUUUCACUCAUGUCAUUAAAUCGGCCGAACCAGUCUUCUCCGUUCUGUUCUCUUCAUUCCUCGGCGAUUCAUAUCCAAUCCAGGUCUGGCUCUCGAUUCUCCCCAUUGUUUUUGGCUGCUCUCUGGCCGCCAUUACUGAAGCUACCUUCAAUUUCGAAGGUCUUUCAGGCGCCAUGAUCAGCAACGUAGGGUUUGUGUUAAGAAACAUUUACUCAAAAAAGAGCUUGCAGAGCUUCAAGGAGGUUAAUGGGUUGAAUUUAUAUGGGUGUAUUAGCAUAAUUUCUUUGUUGUAUCUGUUUCCUGUGGCGAUUUUCGUUGAAGGGUCGAAAUGGGUUCAAGGAUAUCAUCAAGCAAUUUCCUCCAUUGGUAAUGCUUCAACGUUAUAUCUCUGGGUUUUGAUUUCUGGAAUCUUUUAUCAUCUUUAUAAUCAAUCUUCUUAUCAAGCUCUUGAUGAAAUUAGUCCUUUGACAUUCUCUGUUGGGAAUACAAUGAAAAGAGUGGUUGUGAUUGUAGCUUCUGUGUUGGUGUUUAGAAACCCAAUUAGGCCUUUGAAUGCUAUUGGUUCUGCUCUUGCCAUUUUUGGGACUUUUCUGUACUCUCAGGCGACGUCGAAAAAGAGUUCUAAGAAGAUUGAGGAAGGAGAAAAGAAGGAUUGAAGAACAUGAACAUGAACAAGAAGAAACCAUUGUUGGGGUUGGAUGGAGUGAUGGAAUUCAUUUUUUAUGCUCUUUUUGCUUUGUUUUCUCUUGUGUUUAGUUCAGGAAUGACUAAUAAAAUUUAGAUUUUGUGAGUUUUAAGCUAUGAAAUUUAGUUGCAGCCAUGGUUUUGUUGAGUUAUGGAUCGAUGAAUCUCUGUUCUGUGUUUCUCUUCUCUUUGAAAUUUAUGGGGUUUCUGAAGGAA
Cucurbita pepo subsp. pepo (vegetable marrow) is the source of this 1672-nucleotide messenger RNA. Its product is annotated as Nucleotide/sugar transporter family protein. The record is from RefSeq and is a predicted model, not a curated record. Gene Ontology annotation, cellular component: membrane. NCBI's taxonomy places the organism in Eukaryota, Viridiplantae, Streptophyta, Magnoliopsida, Cucurbitales, Cucurbitaceae. Gene Ontology annotation, biological process: transmembrane transport. Gene Ontology annotation, molecular function: transmembrane transporter activity.